This is a messenger RNA of Apis mellifera (honey bee), 1813 nucleotides long. It is a transcript of the gene D2hgdh, whose product is annotated as D-2-hydroxyglutarate dehydrogenase, mitochondrial. Bases 166 to 1680 code for a protein of 504 amino acids. Gene Ontology annotation, cellular component: mitochondrion. Gene Ontology annotation, molecular function: FAD binding; catalytic activity. The record is from RefSeq and is a predicted model, not a curated record. The transcript has 8 exons. NCBI's taxonomy places the organism in Eukaryota, Metazoa, Arthropoda, Insecta, Hymenoptera, Apidae.
GCAUAAUAUUUAUGCUCAUAACCUUAAAAAUUUUGAUACACGUGGAAUGUGGAAAGUUAAAAUUUGAAUUUUUUUUUUUUAUUAUUAUGUGAAAUAUUAAUAACAAAGUGUGUGAAAGUGAAUGAAGUGGAAAAUAUAGCUUAAGAAUAUCUUUCACAGAAGAAUAUGAGUUUUCAAACGCUACUUCGGAGAUUUCGAUAUACCUCAAGAGUUCAAUUUUUCUCCACAAAACCGGACUUCACAUCGGAUAGAUACAAAGUAGAAAGAGGGCCGUAUGCAAAUAUUUGCAAUGAUCAUGUAACAUUUUUCAAUAACUUGCUUGGACAAAACAGAGUUAUCACAGAUGCAGAAGAAUGCGAGGGAUAUAAUAUAGAUUACUCAAAAAUUGUCAGAGGAAAAAGUAAAAUUGUAUUGAAACCGAAAACUACCAACGAAGUAUCUGCCAUAUUAAAAUAUUGUAACGAAAAUCGUUUAGCUGUAUGCCCUCAGAGUGGAAAUACAGGUCUCGUUGGCGGUAGCGUGCCAGUUUUUGAUGAAAUUGUUAUUUCUAUGAAACUUAUGAAUAAAAUUAUUGAAACUAAUGAACUAGCAGGAGUGCUGACUUGUGAAGCUGGCUGCGUGCUCGAAGAUCUGGAAAAUCAUUUAGCGACAGUAGAUUUAAUGAUGCCGAUUGAUCUCGGCGCUAAAGGUAGUUGUCUGAUCGGUGGCUGCGUAUCUACAAAUGCUGGUGGUUUAAGACUUCUUCGUUAUGGUAAUCUUCAUGGAAACAUUUUGGGUCUCGAAGCCGUAAAAGCAAAUGGGAGUGUGGUGGAUUGUUUAAACACACUGAAAAAAAACAAUACCGGUUAUCAUCUAAAGCAUUUAUUUAUCGGAUCUGAGGGAACGCUAGGGAUUGUAACGAAAGUCGCAAUUCAAUGUCCACCUCUUCCUACAGCUGUCAACGUUGCGUUUUUAGGAUUAAACAAUUUUGACAAAGUAUUGAAAGCGUUUCGUCUAGCUAAAAAAGAAUUGGGAGAGAUUCUGUCUUCGUUCGAAAUGAUGGACAAAUUGUCAUUAGAUGUUUCCAUUGAAACUUUUGGUUUAAAAAGUCCAUUGACAACAAAGAUCGACGGCCAUGACUUUUAUGUGUUGAUGGAAACUUCUGGUAGCAACGUAAAUCACGAUGAAGAAAAACUUACUUCUUUUGUGGAAAAGGCGCUUGCCGACGAUAUCAUUGAAGACGGUACUCUGACUUCUGAUCCUACUAAAAUUAAAAAUAUAUGGGCACUAAGGGAACGUAUUAGCGAAGGAAUCUUACGAGAUGGUUAUGUUUUCAAAUAUGAUAUUUCAAUACCUCUUCCUUGUUUUUAUAAAGUGAUUGAAGUACUCAGGGAACGUAUACGUGAUCCACGUAUUAUAAGAAUCAGUGGUUACGGACAUUUAGGCGAUGGAAACAUUCAUGUACAAGUUUCGAUACCAUCAUACGAACCUGAUAUAGCAUCACAAUUACAACCUUUCAUUUUCGAAUAUGUAUCUAAACUUCGUGGUAGUGUAAGUGCUGAACAUGGUAUAGGAUUCACAAAAACAAAAUAUCUCCAUAUGAGUAGAACUUCUUCGGAAAUUGAACUCAUGCACGAACUGAAAAAAAUGAUGGAUCCAAAUGGUAUACUUAAUCCGUAUAAAGUAUUGUAUCCACUAUAAACUUUUAUAUAAUAAUUAGGAUAAUAUUAUAUAGUAAUAAUAACAGAAGUACAAUCCAAGCAUUCCUGUACUUAUGUUUAAAUUUAAUAAUGUAAUAGAGAAUAUAUAUAUAUAUAAAAUAUUUUUAGUAAUA